CGGAGCUGGGACCCUGUCACGCCCGCCCAGCAUCCCGGGUACACCGCCCGCACCCCGCGCGCUCGCCGCCGCCGCCGCCACCGCCGCCGCCACCACCAGGGCCGCCGCCAAUGAAACUCCUCCCGCUGCUAGUGGGUUUUUCCACUUUGUUGAAUUGUUCCUACACUCAACACUGCACCAAGACACCUUGUCUUCCAAAUGCAAAAUGUGAAAUACGCAAUGGAGCUGAAGCCUGCUAUUGCAACAUGGGCUUUUCAGGAAAUGGUGUCACAAUCUGUGAAGAUGAUAAUGAGUGUGGAAAUUUAACCCAGUCCUGUGGUGAAAAUGCUAAUUGCACUAACACAGAGGGAAGUUAUUAUUGUAUGUGUACACCUGGUUUUAGAUCCAGCAGUAACCAAGACAAGUUUAUCACCAAUGACGGAACAAUCUGCAUAGAUAUAGAUGAGUGCAGUGAACCAGGUGUCUGUGGAGAUCAUGCAGUAUGUGAAAAUGUGAUUGGUGGGUAUAAUUGCUCCUGCAAAGAAGGCUAUCAGUCAUCCACAGGAAAAUCCCAGUUCACACCUAAUGAUGGCACUUACUGCCAAGAGAAUGUUGAUACAAACUGUCAUAUAGAUAAUGCCUGUAUUGCUGCAAAUAUUAAUAAAACUUUAGCAAAAAUUAGAUCCAUAGAUGAACCUGUGGCUUUGCUACAAGAAGUCUAUAGAAAUUCUGUGACAAAUCUUUCACCAACAGAUAUAAUUACAUAUACAGAAAUAUUAGCUGAAGCAUCCUCAAUACUAGGUCACAUGAAUAAUGCUGCCCCAGCCGAGGACACUCUUUCUAAUUCAACUCUUACUGAAUUUGUAAAAACCAUGAAUAAUUUUGUUCAGAGGGAUGCGCUCAUAGUUUGGGACAAGUUAUCUGUGAAUCGUAGGAGAACUCAUCUUACAAAACUGAUGCACACUGCUGAACAAGUUACCUUAAGAGCAUCUCAGAACUUCCAAAAGACUACUCAGUUUGAUACGAAUUCAAGUGAUAUAGCUCUCAAAGCUUUCUUUUUUGAUUCAUAUCACAUGAAACAUACUCAUCCCCAUAUGAAUGUGGACGGAGAUUAUGUAAAGAUAAUCCCAAAGAGAAAAGCUGCAUAUGAUUCCAAUGGCAAUGUUGCAGUUGUAUUUUUAUAUUACAAGAGCAUUGGCCCCUUGCUUUCAUCAUCUGAAAACUUUUUAUUGGAACCACAAAGUUAUCACAAUUCUGAAGAAGAGCAAAAAGUCAUAUCUUCAGUAAUUUCAGUCUCAGUUAGCUCCGAUCCACCCACAUUGUAUGAGCUUGAAAAAGUAACAUUUACCUUAAGCCACAAUAGGAUCACAGAUGAGUAUAAGAGUUUAUGUGCAUUUUGGGACUACUCACCUGAGACUAUGAAUGGCAGCUGGUCUUUGGAGGGCUGUGAGCUGACAUUCUCUAAUGAGACCCACACCUCGUGCCAUUGUAAUCACCUGACACAUUUUGCAAUUUUGAUGUCUUCUGGUCCUUCCAUUGGUAUUAAAGAUUACAAUAUUCUUACAAGGAUCACUCAGCUAGGAAUCAUUAUUUCACUGAUUUGUCUUGCCAUAUGCAUUUUUACCUUCUGGUUCUUCAGUGAAAUUCAAAGCACCAGGACAACAAUUCACAAAAAUCUCUGCUGCAGCCUAUUCCUGGCUGAACUUGUGUUUCUUGUUGGGAUCAAUACAAAUACAAACAAGCUCUUUUGUUCAAUCAUUGCUGGUCUGCUACAUUACUUCUUUUUAGCUGCCUUUGCAUGGAUGUGUAUUGAAGGCAUACACCUCUAUCUCAUUGUUGUUGGAGUCAUCUACAACAAAGGAUUUUUGCACAAGAAUUUCUACAUCUUUGGCUAUCUCAGUCCAGCUGUGGUAGUUGGGUUUUCGGCAGCAUUAGGAUACAGAUAUUAUGGCACCACCAAAGUAUGUUGGCUUAGCACAGAAAAUAAUUUCAUUUGGAGUUUCAUAGGACCAGCUUGUCUAAUCAUUCUUGUUAAUCUCUUGGCUUUUGGAGUUAUCAUAUACAAAGUUUUCCGUCACACUGCAGGAUUGAAACCAGAAGUCAGUUGCUAUGAGAAUAUAAGGUCUUGUGCCAGAGGAGCGCUUGCUCUCCUGUUCCUCCUGGGUACCACCUGGAUCUUCGGGGUGCUCCAUGUCGUGCAUGCCUCCGUGGUGACUGCUUAUCUCUUCACCGUCAGCAAUGCCUUCCAGGGCAUGUUCAUCUUCUUAUUUCUGUGUGUUUUAUCUAGAAAGAUCCAAGAAGAGUAUUAUAGAUUGUUCAAGAAUGUCCCUUGUUGUUUUGGAUGUUUACGGUAAACACAGAGGAUUAUGCAUAUAGCUGCAAAAAUAUUAAAAAUCCAAGCUGUGCAUGACCAAUCUAUAAAAGUCACUCAGUCAAAUUAUCCAGUUAUUAAUUGCUAGAUAAUCAAAUACUUUAAAUUUGCUUUUCUAUUUGCAAUAUAGGAACUGUAGAUAAUGAAAGAUAAAACUAUGUACCAUAUAGCCAUAGCACACUUUCUUACAUGACAUAGUUAGUUAUGUCAAAAAUAGUAUUGCCGAUAUUUGGAAAGUAAUUGGUUUCUCAGGAGCGAUAUCACUGCACCCAAGGAAGAUAUUUUCUUUCUAACUCAGAAAUGUAUCAAUAUCCUGAAGGAAACCACUAGCUUGAUAUUGUUGUGAGUCAUGUUGCCUUUGAAACUAGUCCCCUACCACCUUGAUAAUGAGAGUUACAGAAACAGGAAUGUAACAGAUUGAAGGGGCAGAAAACAAAACUAUAAAAAGAGAAUGGAUGUUACAAUAAUAUAUGUUUUGAAUAAAAUUGUUUUCUUGUCAACUUGAGCAAUUUUUGAGAUAAGAUGAAGAGUUGAAUGAACAUUUUAACAUUUGGUGAAUUGUUCUGAAUUUGAAUAUCUGCUGAAACAACUUUUACCUCAAUUUGCUAUAUCCAUUUUAUUUUCUAAUAUUUUUUAAAAAUUCUGCAAAUUAAAAAAUUAAAAAUAUCUGUUUUAAAGUUGACAUUAGGUUGAGAAAUGCUAUUUCUAUGCUUCCUUUACAAUUUGUGAUUUCAAAAACUUCAUCAAUAAAACAUGAAUGUGCCAAAACUUAAUAUUUAUGCCUAUAAAUGUAAAAUUAGUGUAUAGAGAGCUGAAGUAGUCUAUUCUAUAACAUUAGCACAAUGAGUAUUCUGUUGCAUCGGACUGGUAUUUGAAUACAGUAUAUUUGAAUUCAUUAUUAUUUUAAUUCUAGAAAUUUUAUAGUUCACAUGGCAAUAGUACUUUUUAAUUUACUUUUUUAUAAGAGCAUUGUAAAUAUGAAAGUAUUCAUAAAUUGAAUUACUAUUUUUUCUGUUCAGGAAAGUACACAUUCAAAAUUGUUAUUUAUAACGAAGAAAUCACUGAGCACUGUAGAAGUUUUCAUAGUGGAUCUAAUUUCUGUCAGUGUUCUACUAACAAAAUAUUUCUGCUUAACUGUAUGCCUUCUAUCCUCAAAUCUUCUCAUUAAAAUGUAGAAGCAGUAGUUUUAUUUCAAAACUAUGUAAUUGUGCCAAUACACUAAAUGCUGUGAUUUUAAAUUAAUUUCUCCAGCUGUUAAAAAAAGAAGUCUGUCAAAUCUUGCUCUGACAAAUAAAAUGUUAUCUAAAAUGAA
Molecule: messenger RNA, 3662 nt
Organism: Lepus europaeus (European hare)
Lineage: Eukaryota; Metazoa; Chordata; Mammalia; Lagomorpha; Leporidae
Gene: ADGRL4
Product: adhesion G protein-coupled receptor L4
Exons: 16
Coding region: 111-2333 (740 amino acids)
Biological process (GO): cell surface receptor signaling pathway; adenylate cyclase-activating G protein-coupled receptor signaling pathway
Cellular component (GO): membrane
Molecular function (GO): calcium ion binding; G protein-coupled receptor activity
Source: RefSeq, a predicted model, not a curated record